Acanthopagrus latus (yellowfin seabream) is the source of this 933-nucleotide messenger RNA. RefSeq names its product DnaJ (Hsp40) homolog, subfamily C, member 15 (gene dnajc15). Lineage: Eukaryota; Metazoa; Chordata; Actinopteri; Spariformes; Sparidae. Gene Ontology annotation, cellular component: PAM complex, Tim23 associated import motor. Bases 1 to 453 code for a protein of 150 amino acids. Gene Ontology annotation, molecular function: ATPase activator activity. Gene Ontology annotation, biological process: protein import into mitochondrial matrix. The transcript is spliced from 6 exons. The record is from RefSeq and is a predicted model, not a curated record.
AUGGCGAACGCCGGCGGAAUGACCGUGGACGGAGGAGACAUGAUGCGAUAUGCUGAAUAUUCUCCAAAAACAACCGCGAGGAGUGACGCGGAGAUAGACAGGCGGCUGGGAGGGACUCUGAUUGCAGUCGGUCUUGGUGUGGCUGCUGCAGGUUUUGCAGGCCGAUAUGCAUUCCAGCUGUGGAAGCCUCUUGGACAAGUCUUCUCUGAGACUGUCAAGAAGAUGCCCACAUCAGCUUUCUCGUCAUAUUACAAAGGAGGAUUUGAGCAGAAGAUGUCCAAACGAGAGGCCAGCCUAAUUCUUGGCAUCAGCCCAGUCACCACGAAGGGCAAGGUACGGGAGGCACACCGGAGGAUCAUGGUCCUGAACCAUCCAGAUAAAGGCGGAUCACCGUAUCUUGCUGCAAAGAUCAACGAGGCCAAAGACCUUCUGGAUAAGGAUAUCCGACGAUGACGUGCACUGUUAAUGACAUAUAAAAGACUUCCAUCACCUUGUGCAUGAUCUCAGCUCUGUAGUUUAGAUCCAUCAAUAUCAACCCCUAACCAAGGGGCCGCUAAGACUCCCAGAGUGUGGCAAAAAAUAUAAUUAACUUCCUAACAAGGUUACUUAUCUUUGACAUGAAUAGUCCACAUUGUUAACAUAUGAUAUCAAUGUCAAUGGAUGAAGGUUACUGCCUUGAAAUGACUGUCUGUCAUUUUGGAUAUGACUUUAGGUGUUAUGAUUGAGGGCACAGGUGGGUAAAGUUGUAGAGUCGACAUCAUUCUUCACUGCUUUGUAUUCGCUUUGUAAGAAAUAUUAUGUGUACAAAUGUCAGCAUAUAAGGUAUCAUGUAAUGAUGUAAUCUAUUUAAGGAAUGAUAAAAAAGAAAAUCAGAUAUCGUGUUAAUGUGGAGGGGGUGGAAAUAAUUUUUAAAUAAAUCAAUUUGAAAAUAUA